Molecule: messenger RNA, 2028 nt
Organism: Saccharomycopsis crataegensis
Lineage: Eukaryota; Fungi; Ascomycota; Saccharomycetes; Ascoideales; Saccharomycopsidaceae
Gene: KAR2
Product: Hsp70 family ATPase KAR2
Exons: 1
Coding region: 1-2028 (675 amino acids)
Biological process (GO): endoplasmic reticulum unfolded protein response
Cellular component (GO): endoplasmic reticulum chaperone complex; endoplasmic reticulum lumen; membrane
Molecular function (GO): ATP-dependent protein folding chaperone; ATP binding
Source: RefSeq, a predicted model, not a curated record
AUGGUGCAACGCUUUGGGAAGAAGAACCUCGUGUUGGCAAUCUUUGCCAUUCUCUACGCCUUUUUAUUUGUCAGUGGGCCAUCUCUUAUUCAAGCGGUCAACGCUGAAGAUGAAGACGCCGUCGACAAUUACGGAACCGUCAUUGGUAUCGAUUUGGGUACCACUUACUCCUGUGUCGGUGUCAUGAAGUCCGGGAAAGUUGAAAUUUUAGCUAAUGACCAAGGUAACAGAAUCACUCCAUCCUGGGUCAGUUUUACUGAAGAAGAAAGAUUGGUUGGUGACGCUGCCAAAAAUCAAGCAGCUGCCAACGCUAAGAAUACCGUUUUCGACAUUAAACGUUUGAUUGGUUUGAAAUAUAACGACAAGUCUGUCCAAAAAGAUUUGAAACACUUGCCAUUUUCUGUUGUAAAUCAAGACAAUAGACCAGUGGUUCUGGUGGAAUACAAAGGUGAUGAAAAGAAAUUCACCCCAGAAGAAAUCUCCGCCAUGAUUUUAGGUAAGAUGAAGUCUAUUGCUGAAGAUUACUUGGGUAAAACAGUCACCCAUGCCGUUGUCACUGUUCCAGCCUACUUCGACGAUGCUCAAAGACAAGCUACCAAGGACGCUGGUACCAUUGCUGGAUUGACCAUUUUACGUAUUGUUAAUGAACCAACCGCUGCCGCCAUCGCCUAUGGUUUGGACCAAAAGGGUGAGCGUCAAAUUGUCGUUUACGAUUUGGGUGGUGGUACUUUCGAUGUUUCCUUGUUGUCCAUUGAAAACGGGGUCUUUGAAGUUUUGGCUACCGCCGGUGACACUCACUUGGGUGGUGAAGAUUUUGAUUUCAGAGUUGUCAGACAUUUCCAAAAGAUCUUGAAAAAGAAGUACGACGUUGAUAUUACUGGUAACACCAAGGCCAUGGGUAAGUUGAAGAGAGAAGUUGAAAAGGCCAAGAGAACUUUGUCCUCUCAAAAAUCUACCAGAAUUGAAAUCGACUCUCUCGCCGAUGGUGUUGACUUCUCUGAAACUUUGACCAGAGCCAAGUUUGAAGAAUUGAACAUUGAAUUGUUCAAGAAGACUUUGAAACCAGUUGAAAGAGUCUUGAAGGAUGCUGGUGUCAAGAAGGAUGAAAUCGACGACAUUGUUCUCGUUGGUGGUUCUACCAGAAUUCCAAAGGUUCAAGAGUUAUUGGAAAAGUACUUUGACGGUAAACAACCUUCUAAGGGUAUUAACCCAGAUGAAGCUGUUGCUUACGGUGCUGCCGUCCAAGCCGGUGUCUUGUCUGGUGAAGAAGGUGUUGAAGAUAUCGUGUUGUUGGAUGUUAAUCCUUUGACCUUGGGUAUUGAAACUACCGGUGGUGUGAUGACUAAAUUGAUCAACAGAAACACUGCUAUCCCAACCAGAAAAUCCCAAAUUUUCUCCACCGCUGCUGAAAACCAACCAACCGUGUUGAUUCAAGUUUACGAAGGUGAAAGAACUUUGGCCAAGGACAACAACUUGUUAGGGAAGUUUGAAUUGACUGGUAUUCCACCAGCUCCAAGAGGUGUUCCACAAAUUGAAGUUACUUUCAACUUGGAUGCCAAUGGUAUCUUAAAGGUCAACGCUGUUGACAAAGGUACUGGUAAGGCUGAAUCUAUUACUAUCAAUAAUGAUAAGGGUAGAUUGUCUAAGGAACAAAUUGAAAAGAUGGUUGAAGAGGCUGAAAAGUACGCCAGCGAAGAUAAGGAACUUAGAGAAAAGAUUGAAGCUAAGAACGCCUUGGAAAACUACGCUAUCAGUUUGAAAAACCAAAUUACCGAUGGUGCCUUAGCUGAAAAGUUGGACGAAGACGACAAGGAAACUUUAGAAGAUGCCGUUAAGGACACUCUUGAAUGGUUGGAAGACAACUCUGAUGAUGCUACCAAAGAAGAACUUGAAGAAAAGAAGGAAGCCUUGUCCAAGGUUGCUUACCCAAUAACUUCUAAGUUGUACGGUAGUGCCCCAGGUGCUGAAGAUGAAGAUUUCGAAGACGACGAAGAUGAAGAUGAUGACUUCUUGCACGAUGAAUUGUGA